CAUCAGGACGAUUUAGAACAAUGGAAGGUAAUGGAUCCAUCGACAUGUUCUCAGAGGUCAUAGAGAACCAGUUCCUCCAGGCUGCUAAGCUCGUGGAAAGUCACUUGGACUCUGAAAUUCAGAAACUGGAUCAAAUCGGUGAAGAUGAGCUGGAACUCCUCAAAGAAAAGAGGCUGGCGGCACUCAGGAAGGCCCACCAACAGAAACAAGAAUGGCUUUCUAAAGGACAUGGGGAGUACAGAGAAAUUGCCAGUGAGAGAGACUUUUUUCAAGAAGUAAAGGAGAGUGAAAAAGUGGUUUGCCAUUUCUACAGAGACACCACAUUCAGGUGUAAAAUACUAGACAGACAUUUGGCAAUACUGGCCAAAAAACAUCUUGAAACCAAGUUUUUGAAGCUAAAUGUGGAAAAGGCACCAUUCCUCUGUGAGAGACUUCGGAUCAAAGUCAUCCCCACACUAGCACUCCUGAGAGACGGCAAGACGCAAGACUAUGUUGUCGGAUUCACCGACCUAGGAAAUACAGAUGACUUCAAUACGGAAACUUUAGAGUGGAGACUUGGUUGUUCUGAUGUUAUCAAUUACAGUGGAAAUUUAAUGGAGCCACCGUUUCAGAGCCAAAAGAAAUUUGGGACAAACUUCACAAAGCUGGAAAAGAAAACUAUCCAAGGAAAGAAAUACGAUUCAGAUUCUGAUGAUGACUAGACUGUGCCAUACUUGUAAACCACCUGUCUGUCUGUCUGUCUGUCUGCUUACUUCAAUGUUAAAUGUUGUUUCUAAAGUCACUUGAUUUAGGCCCAUUGACCAUCUAAUAUUUGAAUCCUAGCGUUUACACUACUUCACCAUAUGGAAGGGCAUCAUAAUUACUAUUUUGUCUUUGGCCACCGUGUGUAACUUGAGAAACAGGUAAUAUAAGUUAGCUGGAAAGGGUCUGGAUUCUCUAUUUUUGUGAUUGAGUUUAUCAUAACAUAAUUCUUCUAUCUUUAUACCACUCACACUUGUGUUUUUAAUCUACUGAAUUAGAAACAGAAAUUCAGCCACCUAUUCCAGGAUUUACUGAGUGCUGUCUAUGGAAAAGAUUGGGUGGCAUUUACUGGUGUACAUGCGCUUGUCAGUGAUUUCUCACGUCAUUGGUGGAAUGUGUUUCAGGAACCAUUAAAGAUUUGCCCAUGUAUUCUGGAUGCCGCAUGUUGAAUGUGCUGAUACCAGCAGAAAACUCAGAUUAUAAACACAUUGAUUGCCUUAUGUAAAGGAUCCUCAUUGCUCAUAUGCUGAGACAUGCACUAAAAAAUAACUAAGAGACAGUUCUUGAGUGGCAGCAUAUGGAACUCCAAUGGCUGCUCAGUGAAACAGUUUUACCAUAGGUAAAAGUUAUUUUUUAAAAGUGUGACUCUGGAAAUGACUGUAUUUGGUAAGAGCACACAGCAACACAAACAAAAAAAAAGAAGUCUUGAAGAAAGAUUGAUCUUCAGUGGCGAACAAAUUCUUAGGUUUGGUGCCCAGAAAUAAAUAAGUUUUGGUAAGAA
Cricetulus griseus (Chinese hamster) is the source of this 1522-nucleotide messenger RNA. Lineage: Eukaryota; Metazoa; Chordata; Mammalia; Rodentia; Cricetidae. The record is from RefSeq and is a predicted model, not a curated record.